AUGCUGGAUGAAGAGAGACCUGAAAAGCCGGUAACCUUAGAAUUCAUCAACAAGGAAAUUCAGCGUACCCUACAACGUCAGCAUGAUACCAAAAUGAUUGGCAACAACCAACAGGCAGCUGUUCAGACACAAGCCAUUCAUACAAAACAACAGAAAACUAAGUACGUAUCUAACCAUCACAAGGAUGAUUCAAAAACACCUUCAACACCAUGUUGGUUUUGUGGCGCUAUGCACUAUUCAAACACUUGCCAAUACAAGAACCACAAAUGUAAGCAAUGUGGUAGAGUAGGACACAAAGAAGGUUAUUGCAACGUUAAAAGUGACGGCAACAACAACAAGCAGAAGCAUUCAGCUGACAACCGUCACACACAACAAACAGCAAACAAGCAGAACACAAAUUCUAAUAAGAAUACAGCACAAACGAGAGCCAUCGAUAACAGUAUCGAUAACUGGUUUCAUCGUAAACAUGUAAAUGUUUUAAUAAAUAAUCAGAAUGUCGAGCUUCAACUGGACACAGCUUCAGACAUUUCUAUUAUUUCAGAAGAAAUAUGGGCCAGUAUAAAUAGCCCCACAUUAACCUCAACAAAGCGUACUGCAAGAGACGCAAACCACAACAAAAUUGAAUUCAUUGGAGAAUUCGAAGUUCCUGGAAUAAGGUCAGCACCAGGUGCAUUCCAACAAGCUAUAGAGCAAAUUCUAGCGGGCAUUCCAGAGGCCACAGCAUAUUUGGACGAUGUUAUUAUUGCCAGCGAGACAUUUCAACAGCACCUACAAUCAAUACGACACGUAUUGAAUCGUUUUUCAGAAUACAACAUGACAGGACAUCAAGGUCAACAACGUAUGAAAUCUAUUGCACGCAGCAAUAUAUAUUGGCCUAACAUCGAUCAACAUAUUGAAGAUUUUGUACGUCUGUGCCCACAAUGUCAAACAAACAUGAGGUCACCCACAAAGACAUCAUUAUGUUCCUGGCCUAUAUCAACCAAACCGCUCCAACGCGUUCAUAUUGAUAUUGCAGGUCCUAUUCGAUCACAUUACUACUUGGUCAUAGUGGACUCAUUUUCAUACCAUCCACAAAGUAAUGGACAAGCUGAACGCUUUGUGGACAUAAUCAAGACAGCGAUAAGAAAAUUAUACGAUGGUGAUUCGAAGGAUAACACACAUCUUCAAGAAUUUUUAUUACAGUAUCGUUCGACCCCAAACACAAAUUGUGCGGAGGGGAAAACUCCUGCGGAACUAUUUAUUGGACGGAAACUACGUACUGAAAUUGAUCUUAUCAAACCUCAGGAUUCUUCAGAAAUUAUACGUGACACGAAAAUGGAGGAACAGUACAAUAGGAAACACGGCGCGAAUCAUCGUGAAUUUCAAAUUAAUCAACAAGUUUUUGUAAAAACCUACAAGGACAAUAGGAUGAUAUGGCGUCCAGGUGUAAUAAUCGAAAAAGUUGGUCAUGUGAAUUAUCAUGUUGAAAUCAAGGAUGCUGAUUCAGAUAAAGUCAUCAAAUCACAUACCAAUCAAAUUCGUGAACGUUUUGUAGAUGUGAAUCCACACGAAUCUACGGCAUACAAUUUGCAACCAUUAUUUAACCGACCAGCUGAAGAUGAUCAUCCACAUCUUGAGUUACCGGACGGUAUUCAGUCAGACAACCAAGAUGUCAAUGAGCUUUUCAACACAUCAUCAAAUAAUGAUGAUGCUACAAAUGAAAGUACUACGUCACCACCCAGACGUUCCACACGAAAUAAGCGUACUCCAGCAUGGCACCGGGACUACGAGGUUCAUCACUAA
Calliphora vicina (urban bluebottle blowfly) is the source of this 1782-nucleotide messenger RNA. RefSeq lists its product as uncharacterized. The coding region runs from base 1 to 1782 and encodes 593 amino acids. The transcript has 3 exons. The record is from RefSeq and is a predicted model, not a curated record. Gene Ontology annotation, biological process: DNA integration. Gene Ontology annotation, molecular function: nucleic acid binding. NCBI's taxonomy places the organism in Eukaryota, Metazoa, Arthropoda, Insecta, Diptera, Calliphoridae.